UAGAACGAAUCAGUGCAGAUGGUGAUUAGUUCGGUCCCGUUCACCCAAACAAUUCGUUCAAAAAGAACGAAUCGUUCGCGACCGAUACAACACUAACCCCUUACCCCUUCCCGUCCGUUUUGCGCGUUCACGUGUAGGGGUAGGGCUGUCCCAAUUCACGCUAAUGUGUGGGCUUUCCACCCCUCCAAACGGAGGGCCAUGACUACCCUCACUCCAAACGGAGGGUUAUGCGAAAUUUCCCAGGGUGCAAAGCGAUUACCCCCCGAAUCAUUUCCAAAAUGGCGGAAGCAAAGAAAGAAGUACACAAAUGGAGUCCAGCACAAACAAAGAGGCUUAUUAGGUUUCGCGCUGAGAACGAAGAACGAUUCUUGAAGUCAAAAGCCUCGGCCAAACAGUGGAAGAAGCUGAUCAAGGAGCUGGGGCUGCAGGGGAAGGUGUCCUCCCAGCAGGUCUCCAAAAAAUACAAGGAGCUGAAAACUCCCUGCUCUGGGGGUGGGACAGACGAAGGCCAGGAGACCGCCACAACGUGGCAAUAUUAUGAGGAUAUGCAUGCGGUGCUGGGAGGAAGGGCAGCAAUGGACCCUCCACUCUUGGUGGAUGCAUGCGCAGAGGGGGAUACCAUCAUCCAAAGUGCUUUGAACGUCGCUGAGCCCAGCACCUCCGAUGCGCCAUGCACCGCCACCGUUCCUGCUGUUCCCUUAUCAUGUCAGAGUCGUCCUCCACCAUCCACAUCCCCAUCCCCUAAAAGAAGAAAGUCCAACCCUAUACUUGACUACCUGGUACACGAGAGUGAGAAGGAGCAGAAACGCCAUGAGGAGAUGGAGCAGAGAAUGGACCGCUUUUUAGCGCUGUUUGAGCGCAUGGUGGACAAAAUGUAACAUCGCUGAGCCCAGAAUGUGCCAUGUGCUGUUCCUGCUCCAGUCACCCCACCAUCUCUUCAUUUUGUUUAUUGAUUGUCUUAUGUUCAUUUUUUUAAUCUGGUCAUAUUCAUACUGUUUAUUUUCCGUAGUUGCACCACACACUUUCAGACACUUUACGCUAUAAUUUGCACUAUGUUCACUAUUUCAGAAAAGAAGCUGCUAAUAAAAGAAAGGAAUAACAGUUUGUGAGCACGAUUAUCACAUCAGCGUCAUAUGAAUGGCUGAAACAUAUUGGUUUGAAGAGAUUUAUUUUGUAAAAUAAAAAUGUGAUGCAUUACAUUACAAUGU
Corythoichthys intestinalis (scribbled pipefish) is the source of this 1208-nucleotide messenger RNA. RefSeq lists its product as uncharacterized. NCBI's taxonomy places the organism in Eukaryota, Metazoa, Chordata, Actinopteri, Syngnathiformes, Syngnathidae. The coding region runs from base 228 to 878 and encodes 216 amino acids. The record is from RefSeq and is a predicted model, not a curated record. The transcript is spliced from 6 exons.